This is a messenger RNA of Baudoinia panamericana UAMH 10762, 745 nucleotides long. RefSeq lists its product as uncharacterized. NCBI's taxonomy places the organism in Eukaryota, Fungi, Ascomycota, Dothideomycetes, Mycosphaerellales, Teratosphaeriaceae. Bases 245 to 550 code for a protein of 101 amino acids. The record is from RefSeq and is a predicted model, not a curated record. The transcript has a single exon.
CCUCGCUUCGCGGCAAUUGAGUCGAGACGAUCAACGGAGAGCGUGGGGAUGAUGCGGCCUUCUUGCCCUCCGUAGACGAGCUCGGCCGGUAUUUGCUGCAUCUUUUGCGUAAGAGCGCGGAGAGCAGUGCGACACCCGGCUAAAUGGCUUUCAGCUUUUCACAAAGAACCAGAUGCGGUGCAGCUUCACAUCUUCGAAGAUGCCGGAUGUCGAACGUCAGCUCGCAGUCAUCUAAGCCGAUCAGAUGGCGCUUGGCAGAGCGCUCGACUCCAUGGCGUCCCCGGGAUGGUGGGCAGCUAUAGGCUCCGUUUGGCGCGGCAGCCGUCAUGGUGGCUCGAAUCUCGAUGAGCAACAAGAUCCCGUAGAGACGUUGUCGUGCCACAUCUUUGAGAUAAAGCUGUUCGGAUGCUGCGUCUACGAGAGAUCUCCCAACGAGGGUGCAGCGACCAUCGCCGAUGCGCGAAUAUGGAAUGGCGAUAGCUCACGUGCAGCCUCUCUCAGGGUGGCCUUGGAAUCCUCGGCGCUUGUAGUUCGUUUGUGCAGCGGUUGAGAUGCUAAAGUGCACGAGUCUGAGGACUGAGUCUCUCCAUAUAUGCCUACUGACCCCAGACCACUAUCUGACCUCCCCACGACACUGAUAAGACGCCAGCGCUCCUGAACGAAUCGGUACCAUGCCCUUUGUCUACCCCUAUGCACGACAUAUCGCUGGAAGUCUGAUCGAGAACUCUCUCGCGUCCCUGCGUUU